GGCGUAUGCGCGCAUUCGUUGUGUGAAUGUCGAGAUUAGCUAUCAUAAUGUCACGUGUCUCUGUCCCGACUUCAUUUUUGUUUUAUCACGUGAAAAGGAUGAAAAAAAUUAACUUCGUCGUGAAGUCUUGCUGAGCAAUUUACGAAGAAGCAGUAAAUACGAAGGAUUUGUAGAAGCUUGUAUUUCCCGAGAGCGAUGAAUGCUGCAAUUGCAUUGUGCACCUUCUGUGAAAUACAUGGACCUAAAGUGAUAUUUACCACACAAACUUAUCGUAACUAUGAUACACAGAAUACAGAAAAACUAAAAUUUUAUGGACCUAAAGAAGUGUUGAGACAAAGUCAUGCUAUCUUGGAGGAUGGACAAGAUGAAUGCGAGGGCUGUCAAAGUAUUGGGAAUGUUAAAUAUUUAAGUAAUGAGCAUGAAACAAGAACAUCUUUUUUGUCUGCUCAGCAAUCAUUAAUGCAAGAUAUAGGAAAUCUGCUAAAGCAUGCUUGCAUUAGGAGUCUAAGUUGUGAAGUGCAUCCUGGUAAAGAAGGUGUUUGCUACUUUGGAGAUGAGUACAGGGGGCAUGUUUUAAGUCAUACUUUUACAUUGAAAGAUGCCCAGGCAAGAGGAUUUAGAAGAUGGUGCAGUUUUAUCGUUUUUAUGAGAGAUAAACAAUUCUUGUUGAACAUGUGGCCAUUUUUGAUUGACAAUUUAAAAGAGGUAAUUAGAGAACUACAAGAUUUUGCAGAGAGAAGAUAUAAUGUGGAAGAAGCAGAAUGUCCGCAAAGGGCAAUGAGAUUGACAGCAAACGGUGGAAUGAGCUGUCAUAGUACUUCUAUUAAACAAUCUAGAACACUUACCGAUAUAACAAAUGAGAAGCAUGUUUUUGUAAGAAUUCACAUGUGGUUAGUGUGGAUCCUUAGUGCUGGUGCGAGACAUUUUAUAGAAAUUUUCCCAAUGAGUUUAUUAGAUGAUGAACUUAAUUAUAAUUUUGAACAUCAAAUUGAAACUGAAGAAGGUUUUACUUUAUUGAACGCAAAAUUGCCAGUAAAUUUUAAUUUUAACUGGGAUGACUCUGAGCUUUCGCCGGAAUUUUCUGAAAUUGCAGAAAGAUCUACUGCUGUAAUUUUACGAAAUCAAUUGCUGUAUUCCUGUUUAACUGGUGUUCAAAUCUUGGUGAGAGGCCCAAAGAUUCAAAGAUUGGAAUCUUUGUAUGGACUUAGCAGUCUUGUUCCAAGAGCGUGUCGACGGGUAAAUACACAAACAUUGGAAUACAUGGAUCCUGACACAUGUAACUUUAUCGGUGUAGAUACUUCAGUAGCAGUUCCCUUACCUUGUACAACUGUAUGCAGAUUAGAUAUAAUACUUAAUGAACACAAAGUUGAGAAUGCAAAAUCCCAUAUAGUUAAGUGGACUGGUUCUUUACCAACAAAACUUCCGACCCUGUUAACAAAAAUUGAAAAAUCACUCGAUAAUGAAAAACUUGGAAACUCUGUUCUCAAAGCACACUUUGCAACUCUUCAGGAAGAAUGGGCCAAUAUUGCAAAAGUUGUUCAUGCAAUGCGUGGACGAGGCCAUCGUGGCGAUCUCUCUGGACUUAUGCUCAGUUUGGGUGCUGGACCUCAGGACAAAAAGUUGCUGGACGCAUGGUCCAUGGGAUUACCAUCUAACCCAGCAUAGUUUAUAAAAAUUAAUAUUUUUAUUGUACAUGUUUUAUUGUAUAUUGUUGGAUGUAAUAUUUAU
Messenger RNA from Acromyrmex echinatior (Panamanian leafcutter ant), 1728 nucleotides. Its product is annotated as folliculin. NCBI's taxonomy places the organism in Eukaryota, Metazoa, Arthropoda, Insecta, Hymenoptera, Formicidae. Gene Ontology annotation, biological process: positive regulation of TORC1 signaling; negative regulation of transcription by RNA polymerase II; positive regulation of transforming growth factor beta receptor signaling pathway. Gene Ontology annotation, molecular function: GTPase activator activity. The record is from RefSeq and is a predicted model, not a curated record. Gene Ontology annotation, cellular component: cytosol.